Molecule: messenger RNA, 5579 nt
Organism: Siniperca chuatsi (mandarin fish)
Lineage: Eukaryota; Metazoa; Chordata; Actinopteri; Centrarchiformes; Sinipercidae
Product: beta-2 adrenergic receptor-like
Exons: 4
Coding region: 352-1827 (491 amino acids)
Biological process (GO): adenylate cyclase-activating adrenergic receptor signaling pathway; norepinephrine-epinephrine-mediated vasodilation involved in regulation of systemic arterial blood pressure; negative regulation of smooth muscle contraction
Cellular component (GO): membrane
Molecular function (GO): norepinephrine binding; beta2-adrenergic receptor activity
Source: RefSeq, a predicted model, not a curated record
CGAUAUACACUAAAAGUCAUUCCUUGUCCUCUGAUAGGCUACUGUCCUGCUGUGAUGUCAUGAGUGCUUGCUUAUAAAAGGGAUGAGGGGCUCAGCUGCUCCAAAAGGGCAAGUGUGGUUGAGGGCUGACAGAGUGUGUUUAUACAUGAGUGUGUACUGGAAAGAGAGAGCGAGGCAGAGUAUGUGUGUGUGUUUCACACACAAAACCAGACAUUCAUAACGCAGCAGAAGAGGAAGAGAGAUGAAAAGCUGCUGACAAAACCAUUAUAAUGAUACUUUGUGCUGUGGAUUUAAAAGCGUUUGGAGUAUCAAAUCACUGGAUUGUAAAGCAGAGGACGGAGCCUGGAGAUCAUGGAACAUGUGAGUGCUGUCUCAGCACUGGUUAACCAAUCAGAGCACAGCAACUCCUCCCUGGUCUCUGAGUACAGCAAUGCAGAGCUCAUACUGCUGGGUGUUGCAAUGGCUAUUCUGGUUCUUGCCAUAGUUUUUGGUAACGUGCUGGUGAUUACAGCCAUCCUGCGGUUCCAGCGGCUCCAGACAGUCACCAACCUCUUCAUUGCCUCGCUGGCUAUUGCUGACCUCAUCAUGGGUUUGGUUGUGGUCCCCUUUGGCUCCAGUUACAUCUUGCUAGGAGCCUGGCAGUUUGGAAACUUCAUGUGUGAAUUCUGGACAGCAACUGACGUGCUGUGUGUGACAGCCAGUAUCGAAACCCUGUGUGUGAUUGCUCUGGAUCGCUACCUCGCCAUCACCUCACCACUCCGCUACCCAAUGCUACUCACCAGGGGUCGGGCUUUUGCAGUGGUCCUCGGGGUUUGGGCAGUGGCCUCCCUCAUCUCCUUCCUGCCCAUCCAUCUGAAGUUGUGGGUGUCAGAUGAUGAUGAGGCUCGCAAGUGCAUGGCCGAGGAGUACUGCUGUGAUUUCAACACCAAUGCAGCGUACGCGGUGUCUUCCUCCAUUGUGUCGUUCUACCUGCCGCUGGUGGUGAUGAUUUUCCUGUACACCCGGGUCUUCCAGGAGGCUCAGAAACAGCUGGAGAAGAUCAGAGGGAGGGAGAGGCACUUCUAUAAUUUGCAUUACACUGCACAACUGACUUAUCCCGAUGAUAGCCCUGCAAUGAAUAAACUCAGGGCAGGAAAUGAGGUGGGAAAACAAGCAGGAGAGGACAGACUAAACAUGCAGAAAACAGGAGGUAUAGACACUGGUAAGGAGGAAAAGUUAGGAGAGAGCAGUGUAAGGACAGAAAAAGGGGAAGGAAAAUACUCCACCAAACGUCUUAAGUUCUGUCUUAAGGAGCACAAGGCUGUGAAAACUCUUGGGAUCAUCAUGGGAACCUUCACGUUGUGUUGGCUACCCUUCUUCAUCCUAAACAUCCUCAUCACCUUCCUCAACUUGGGUGACAUUAAGCUGCUCUUCAAACUCCUCAACUGGCUAGGGUACUCCAACUCAGCCUUCAACCCGCUCAUCUACUGCCGCAGCCCCGACUUCAGGCACGCCUUUCAGGAGAUACUCUGUUUGAGUCGAAAAGGGGGGAGCUGGGGAGGGAGGAGAGGAUGGGGAUGGUGCAGGGAGAGCGAUUCUUACUCCAAGCCUCCAGGUAGGACGAAUGGGAACUCAGACCUGAAUGAUGUUAAGGGGCUGGCCAUUCAGCAGAGGUCAGGGUGGAAAGGCAGUUUGGAAAGCUCAGUUCCAGACAGCUUACUAACUCUGGCUCCUGCGACGUCUUGCUGUGAGCAGGUUUUAGAAGUAGCUCCUGGUUCCCUGACAAACUGGCCGGUUAAAAGCUCUGCUAAUGGGAGCUGCAAGGAAAAUCUGGCUUCUAUUGCUUGACCAAUUAGGAUAUUAGACUUUACAUUCUGUGUGCAUCGCCGUGCAGUAAUCACCAUUUUGGUCAUUUUUGAGGCUGAAGCUUGUAGCCUCAUGUAGCUAAUAUUCUGUUGGGUGUGUUUCAGUCAAUGUUACUGAGGUUUUUCUUGUGAUCACUAUUCCUUUUUGCUGCUGCAGUUUUCCUAAUAACAAUGUAAAUCACAAUGACAGAGGCAGCUACACAAGUAAACCAUGCUCAGCAUUGUGUCAGCGUUAAAAGAGGUCUAACUUAAACCUUUAAGUGAAUUUUCAAGGCAUCGUAACACAACUUAUUGAGGCACAAUAAGGCUGCAUCACUCACAACAACACAAUGCUGAAGUGUACAAAAUGUACAGCGUAAAAAUUAUGAUUACCAGACAACAAACACAGAAAAACUGCAUCAGCAAAGUGAAACAAAACAUUACAAGAUUCACCAAACUGGUACUUACAUCAGGGCUAUUUUUGGAAGAUAUCUCUGUUAUUUUGUCCACCCCCUAUACCAAAUGGAUAUCAGAAAGGUGAAUUGGUGAAUGAAUUACUUGAUACGGAAAUACAGGACAAAUAGGAGUAAAUUAUUUAAGGACAAGUCUGCUGUUACAUCUAUCAUAUAUGCUCGAUAAUAAAAUAUCAUUCAUUCCAAAAUGCUCCUUUAUUGAAAACAGUCAAAUAGGAAAAUCAAUAAGUUGCUGUAGCUUAGAAGUGUAGAAAAAUGACAGGGCAGGAAGGUUGCAGGUUGAAAUUCCUGCACACCGUCAGGCUGGGAGGAGGCAAGUCAUGUACCCCGUCUCCUCAAAACUACAGUUAAAGUGCCAUUAUGCAAGAUAAGAUAUCAUAGCACCAACUGCUUCACAUCUACUGGACUGCAGGUCACAGCAGUUGUGAAUGUGUAGCAGCUCAAAAAGAGUAUUUUACAAUUUUAAAAGUAAGGAUUAAAACAGUUUUGUGUUUUAAUCAUUGUGGAUUCAUAACAGACUCUGAUUGAUCAUUUUGGAUAACUACACAUGCAAAUGCACAUGUGGAAACACGCAUGCUAGCACACAUACACACACACCCAUGCACACACUGGCAAUGCAGAAUAUACAGAAUAUACAUGCUCAGAUACACAAUGUCCUGAAUGUGUGUGUGUGCACGUAUUACAGAGAGAUAGAUAGUAAAAAGUUUUCAGGACCUUUAAGCUGAAUUUAAAUGAACAUUUAGAUAUAAUCUUGCAACACUGCAUCAAGACAACGACUACCUAUGGCCAAUCUGCCACAUUACUGAAGCCUCUGAUGUCCACUGGUGCCAUAUGAUACACAUCACAACAAGCUCAGUUGUUAUUUUCUACACAAACCAACAAGACAGGAAGCACAAGCUGGAAUUAAACACCACAUUUGAACGCUAAUAACCUUGUCUGCCAACUCAAGCAUCCAGACAAAACCUCCAGGAAACAGAAAUUAAAUAUUUUCUUUGCCCUGUGAAGUCUUAUUUGAAACAGAUUUUCUCAUUUGAGGCUCACUUAUAAUAACCUCCUCAGAAGAUCAAGUCUGCCUGUCUUUCAUUCCUUCCUGAUAAACCUCAUGGCUGGUCCAAAAUCAUUUACUGUUGUGUGUCAGAUAAACAUCUGCGACAAAAACUUGUGGCUAUCAUAACUGUUUGCUUUCUUUUAUCACAUAUUCGCUAGAACUUUUGUCCCUCUCUCUCUCCAAACAUCAGCAUCUAUCCACUCUUCCCUUUCAUCCUAUCUGCUUUAGCUCUGUUAUAUUAGGAACAUUGCAAUCUGUCAGACAGGGGAGAUUAUUUUCAUGCAUUGGGAUCUGUUUCCAUAACAUUGUCUGUUACACUCACUGUAAAAACAUAGUAGUCAGAUUACACAUAUUUUAAGUGCUUGCUUUUCACUCAGAAACUUGGUUGAAGUGAAAUUGUGCUUGGAUUAGUUUUUAUAUAAUUAUUUUCCAAAUUCAAAGUGAUGAUGAUAAUGUAGCGCACAUACAGUUUAUCUGUAAAGAUUACAUUAUGCUCUAAGUGGACCAAUUACAUUUUGAAAAUAGUCUCCCCAGCCCUGCUUUAAUGUGUAUAGAUAAUUAUUUAAUUUGCGUUACAUCUGAACAUGGUAUUGAGGAUCAAUAAUUGGCAAUUGUGUGCUGUAAAUAUGGUCUGCAAGUGUGUGUGUGUGUGUGUCGAUCUCUAUGUAUGUUUUGUGCACUUGUGAUGUGAUUAUUAGCUAUUUGUGCUUUUUAAAGCUUGAAACAUGCCAUUGAAUAUUUGUAAUUUACUGUGUAUGAGACUUGGAUUAACUAACAGUUGGAAAAUACUGUAGUUUUGUUUUUGUUUUGUUUUUCAAAUUCAUUAAUUUAUCUGGUUCUCCAAAAAGAACUAAUGCUUACAGUUGUUUUAAUGUGCGUUUUGCAUCAUGUUUGUUAAUAAAUGUGGACAAUACGGAUCACAGAGUUUAAGCAGCACUGAAACACAAGUCUACUCUCAAAAAAAGGAUUUGUCAUGUUACUGAGACAAAUCUGAUCCUUGCUUUGUUGAAACUAAAAGAGGCGUAGCUUUUCACCAGAGGAACGGAUUCUAUUUUCUACCUCCAGAGUAACAUGAAUGUCAUCUCAUCUCUGUACAUAUUUAUUCAUAAGCUGUUGUAUAUUUUUGUGAGUAAAAGAAUGAAGUUUUGAAAAUGUAAUGUUUGAAUAUGUUGCUUAGCUAAGUGCGGGUGGGUCGUUGGGUGUGUGAUCACAAGAGACAGGCCUUAAAAAAGAGAAAAAAGAGGAAGAUGUGUUACAUAACAUGACAACAGACAAAUAAGGUUAAAAUUAGCUUAAUAUUGUUUAGUGAUACUAUUCACAGCUUGCUUUCUAACAAACAACCUGGGGGAAUUUGGGGUUAUUUGGCCAAACAAGCAUUUAGCUGACUUUGAUUUAUUGUCAAUAAAAUUAUAGUCCUUCUUGUAAAAAAAAAGAAGUGCUGACACAGUUUUGUAAGACAGGAUGCUAAUAUAAUACUUCCUUGCCAACUACUGCAUUGUAAAGUUUUCAUUUUUGCAUUGGCACUCACUAACAAUCCAUGAUGGAAAUAGUGAUUUGUCAAGUAGCCAGUUGAGCUAAAAAAAAUCUCUCUGACAGACUGCGAGCAGCAUUCAUCAAAAAAUCUAAUUACAAAGACAGCCAUAGUUUCGCAUCAGGCAUGAAAUGUCCAUAACGCUGGCAAUUUUGGAAAAACGUUGCCUCAAAAGGCUCUUUGUCAACAAAUAAAAUGAGAUGAGGAAACGUGAUUCUUCUCGCACUUCAACUUUAACCUUUUUAAUUAAGCCCAUAGGACAGAGGCUUUUUGUGCUUAUUCAGUCAUCCAAGUUAUUCAUCAAGACUCGGCUUGCCUGUUUGCAUUAAAGUUAAAGUGUGUGUGUUGUGUGUAAGGCAUGACGUACACUGACAGGUGCAGGCGGUCACAGCAGCUACAGUAUCAGCUGCUGCAGAGGAAAUACAAUCAGUGCCUCAAUUGCCUCAAUACACACACACAGCUUUACAGUUCAACAUGAAAACUCACUGUGUGUGUGUGUGUGUGUGUGUGUGUGUGUGUGUGUGUGUGUGUGUGUGUGUGUGAAUGUGACCUGUUUCCAUGGAACAAGCUUCCAAUUUAGGUAUGUUAAGGUUAAUGUACUUAACAUGCAUGCCUUGUUAGCUGAAUCUAUUAUUAUAUUGUUUAGUGUCUUUUUUUCAUUUGUGUUUGUAGUAUUAAAACCUGCAAUCCAAUGGUCCUCUGAA